This is a messenger RNA of Ornithodoros turicata, 885 nucleotides long. RefSeq lists its product as uncharacterized. The record is from RefSeq and is a predicted model, not a curated record. NCBI's taxonomy places the organism in Eukaryota, Metazoa, Arthropoda, Arachnida, Ixodida, Argasidae. The coding region runs from base 1 to 885 and encodes 294 amino acids. The transcript has a single exon.
AUGUCCGUCGACCAUGAAGCCCACCCGCCGCCUCCAUCGAACCCAUCCUUAUCGGCAGUGGCUGUCAAGUUACCACAAUUUUUUGACCGCAACCCGGCCGUGUGGUUUAUCCAAACGGAGGCGCAAUUUCAUCUCGCUGGCGUAACAUCACAACUGACGAAAUUUUACCACGUCACCUCCGCCCUCACCCCAACUGCGGCCGAUGAGGUGUACGACGUCCUCGCCAACCCCUCGCCAACCACACCUUACGACCAGCUCAAGCAAGCCCUCCUGCAACGCACCACCUCCUCCAGCCGGUCCCGCCUUCAACAACUGCUAUCCGCUGAAGAGCUGGGAGACCGCCGCCCCACACAGCUACUUCGCCGAAUGCGGCAGCUGCUUGGCGACAAUUCCGCUACCAUGGACGAUGUUCUUCUCCGUGAACUAUUUUUACAACGUCUGCCACAGAACGUUCAAAUGGUUCUGGCAACAGCAGCGAACAUGUCACUCGACCAGCUGGCUACGCUCGCAGAUGCGGUUGUUGAGGUCGCCACCCCGUCCAUCGCUGCCACCGCUGCACCACAACACCCCGUUCUUCCAACACCGUCUGCAGCGGCAAGCCCUUCUGGCUCUCCGCAAUUAGAAGACCUCUGCCGCGAGUUCCGCGCGCUUGCCUCUCGAAUUGCAGCAUCACAUGCUCCACCGCAGCAAACUCGUCAACCCUACCGUCGCCGCCGUUUCAGUCGGAGUCCACGGCACUAUUCUCCCAGCCGCUCGAAUAGCAGAGACCGCGACGGAAGCCUGGCGACGACGAUUUGCUGGUACCAUCGCAAGUUUGGCGCCGAGGCCCGUCAUUGCCUACUACUAUGUUCUUGGCAGCAGGGAAACCCGCCCGCGGGCCAUUGA